AUGAGUACACCCUCUGCACAGUGGCGUCAAUUCAGUUUCUUCUCCCAAACAGCCAUCCGGGACCAUCAUGCGCCUUCGCUUGGUGCACCGGAGAUGCUGCGGCAGCCCGCGCUCAUCUCGACCCUCAACGCCGGACCGACGCCGUCCUCCUCCUCCUCGGCAGGACCUUCCUCUGCCCCUGGAUACAACCUUGCCGCCCAGGAUGAGGAAGAGGAUCUGGUCCUCGUCGCUGAUUUGGAUGGGAACGUGCAUGCCUUGUCGGCCGAUUACGAGGUCGUGAGGACGUGGUCGGCUUAUGGACCGGGGGGGAGGUGCAGCCUCAUCCAGACCGUCAGGAAUUGGAAAGGCAUCGUCGUCACAAUCGGAGUGAGUGAAACAACGAGAGACAGUGUGUGUCAGUAAUGGGAGGCUAACGUGACGAUCCCGUUUGCGUAGGAGGAAUCCGCAUCCCCCUUCCCCGUGCUCAAAAUUUGGUACCUCUCGCGAACACGUUCCUCCUUCCCCGAGUCGAUGCCGGCCCUCCUACGCUUGGCCCGCAUCAACCCUUCAUCGCGACCUCACCCCGUCUCUGCACUGUCUGUAUCCCCAGGCAUGGUCUACAUCAUCCUCGGUCUCGCAGACGGCACCGUCGUCGCGUUCAAGCACGUCGAUCAACUCGUCGAAGCUUCGCUCGCUUCCGUCGUUGCCGCAGUCGCGUCGAGUGGCGGUAACGCCGCCAAUGCCGCAGCUGUGCUGGGUCUUGGGAAAUUGAGGACUUUGUAUUCGGGCAAAGAGCCCAUCACCGGGUUGGGGUGCACGCGCACGUAUUCGAGUCCGACCCCUUCGAGUUCAGGCAAGAAAUCGAUCCCUUCUUCCGUGACACUGUUCAUCCUCACCACGGAACAGAUCCUAUCCUAUCCACUCUCGGCACCUUCUUCACGAACCUCUUCGACGGUAGCGACUCCAUUGGAUGGGAUGGGGGCGAACGUUGGGUGUUCGGCUGUGAUUCGUCUGCAGGCGGGGGAGAAGAUCGUCCUUGCUAGGGAGGAGGCGAUCUACGUCUAUGGCCCGGAGGGCAGGGAGAAUUGUUUUGCUUACGAAGGUGAGUCGUGAAGCACGUUGAGAACCGGUACAUGGAGGAAUAUGAUUUGAUUCCGGUGUGUUUCCACCGACCCACAGGUCCCAAAUCGUCAAUACGCGUGCUCUCGUCCGCCAUCUCGGCGGUCCCGACAGGCUCGACCCGAUCAACCUACCUUGCGAUCGUUUCACCUCCCCUCGUCGCCUCGAGCGCAUCAGCAUCCGCAACUAUCCGCAACUAUGCCAGAAUGUCAGCCGCAAAUGCCGCAGCCUCCUCUUCGUCAUCACCUACGAAUGGCUCGAGCUCGGCCGAUGUGGCCAAAGUGACGAUUUUCGAUCCGGAGAACAAGUUCGUCGCUUAUUCGGGCACGUUCGAAGAAGGCGUCAGGGACGUAUGGGAGGCAUAUGGUGCUGUUUGGGUGUGGACCGAAGGAGGGAAGGUAUGCCCGUGCAAGGCAUGUCCGUUUUGUGAGGCAUAUGCUGACUGUUGAACUUCAACGAUGGACAGCUGUUCCGCCUGUCCGAACAGCCCCUCCAAUCGAGCCUCGCAACCAUGUACGGCAAGAACCUAUACACGCUCGCCAUCUCGUUGGCGCAGUCCCGAAAAGUCGGCGCUUCAGAGGUCGCGGAAAUCUAUCGCAGGUUGGUGUGCCUUUGCUGUGCUGUUCUGUCGCCCCCUCUUGGUGCUGACUCAAGCUUCUGGGUGACAGGUACGGCGAUCACCUCUACAGCAAGAGUGACUUUGAGGGCUCGAUGAGCUGUUAUCUCAAGACGGUUGGCUCGGUACAAGCGAGCUAUGUCAUCCGAAAGGUAGGCUCUCAUCAUUCACAACCUCCUAGGUCCGCGUUGACGACCAAUACUCCGCGCACAGUUCCUCGACGCGCAGCGGCUGUCGCAUCUGACGUCGUAUUUGCAAGAACUGCACGCCCGCGGUCUCGCAAACUCGGAUCACACAACUUUGCUCCUCAACUGCUACACCAAGCUCGCCGACGACACGGCUCUAUCUUCCUUCCUCCACUCUUCCUCCGAUUCGUCAAAACCCACCCCGAAGUCUUCAUCGACGGACCCUUCGGUUUCCACCUCCGUCGCCGACGAACCCCCCUUUGAUCUCGAAACGGCGAUCCGAGUCUGUCGUCAAGCUGGCUACUUCACCCAUGCCUCUUGGCUCGCAUCGCGCUACCAAGCUCACCAACACUACCUCCGCAUUCAGAUUGAAGAUGUCGAGAACAUUGGCGACGCGCUCGAUUACGUGCGUCGGUUGGAUUCUGAGAUUGCGAGGGACAGUCUAGUCAAGUACGGCAAGAGUCUGUUGGGUAAGGAACCAAGCAGGACGACGGAGGUUUUGAUCGAUCUGUGUUGUGGGACGUUGGCCAAGGGCGGUGGGGGAGAAGACGGAGGGAAAGAUCAGAAUGGUGGGGUUGGCAAGGAGGAAAAGCAGAGUGGGGGCAAGAGUUACAUGAGCUAUCUCGCCUAUGGGACAUCGGCGGAACCAGCCCCUCCUCCACCUCCCGCGGCUACGACGUCGAAAGCGAACGGAUCCCGGAUACGAGAGGGAUCUUCACAAACUUACCCUAGUACGGCUCCGGCCGUGCGUCAGGACGAUGCCGCAUCCACGUCUGUGCAUCCCUCCUCCCCUCUCCCAAUGGAAGUCACCGCCGCCCUCCCCGCCCCUCGUCAAUUCUUCGCCCACUUUGUCGAUCACACGACCGAAUUCAUUCGAUUCCUCGAGACCGUAGCCGAACGACGAUACGGUCGCAAGUUGACCGGUUCCUCGCAACCUUCUUCGUCGGACCCGUUACCUGAACCCCAAAGUCUCGGGGCGAAGGAGAUGAUGCCCGAUGACUCGAGGGACGAACAGGCGAUUUGGAACACCCUCCUCGAACUGUACCUCUCUCCAUCCCCAACAAUAUUGACGACAGGAUCGGCAGAAGGGAAAGCGAAGGUCUCGCAAGAGGAAUUGCGGUUGCAGGCAAAGGCGUUGCAGUUGCUCAAUUCGAGGGGACGCAUCCCUUACGAUGAGACGCAGGCUUUGCUUGUGUGUUCGACGAGGGGAUUUGAACAGGGGUUGAUAUUGCUGUAUGAGCAUUUAGGGUUGUACGAGGAUAUCGUACGGUGUGAGUCAUUCCUGGUCUCAAGUGGACGAGAAGGAGGCAACCAUGUUGACGAUGCGAGACUUUGCUUCUGGAUGUACAGAUUGGAUCGAAGCGUCGAGCACCAACACCGUGCCCAGCUCAAAAGUCAUCACGGCCUUACGACGCUACGCCUCCUCGCGAUCAACCCGACCCCGCGCGCCGUUGUACAAAAUGGUUCUUCGACACCUCACCUCGUCCCCUUCACUCCUGCCCCGACAUACCCAAGACGUGCUCGAUCUCUUGGACGAGAUCGAUCGAGACGCCAUCUUGCCCCCGAUCAGUGUGGUACAGCUGUUGAGCAGGGGCGGUGAAAGUGGGGCUAGUAUCGGUUUGGUCAAGUCGUAUUUGAAAAAGAGGUUGGCCAAGGAACAACAAGAAGUCGAUGCCGUAAGUCUCUUCGAACCCCAAACCUGCCUAUUCCAACCAUUGACCCCCCCCCCCCCCCCCUCUCCCAUCGACGUCACAGGACCAAGCCUUGAUCAAAUCCUAUCGCGUCGAAUCGAAUCGCAAGCGCAAAGAGAUUCAAGAACUCUCCGACCCCCAAACGCCGCGCAUCUUCCAAGUCACGCGUUGCUCAGCGUGUGGUGGACAAUUGGAUCUCCCCGCCGUACAUUUCAUGUGUCGUCAUUCGUAUCAUCAAAGGUGCGCAAUCGCGAAGCUGGGAGUUCCAAGAAGGGAGUUGCAUCUGACUCCUGAUCCGCUCUCUCCAUCACCACACAGAUGCCUAGGCGAAUCCGAAUCGACCUGCCCGUCGUGCGCGCAACAACACGGCAUGAUCCGCGAACUCCGUCGCGCGAACGAGGCCUUGGCUUCCCAACACGAAAUCUUUCUCGCUGAAGUUGAGGAGGCGGAAGGCGAUCAGGGGUUUAGGUUGAUUGCGAAUGCGUUUGGGAAGGGUUUGAUGGGGUUGAGUUUGGAGGAGGGUGGGGCGGGGAAAUAA
Messenger RNA from Microbotryum saponariae, 4128 nucleotides. The record is from the annotation of a GenBank genome assembly. Lineage: Eukaryota; Fungi; Basidiomycota; Microbotryomycetes; Microbotryales; Microbotryaceae.